Planococcus citri (citrus mealybug) is the source of this 5116-nucleotide messenger RNA. RefSeq names its product phosphofurin acidic cluster sorting protein KrT95D (gene KrT95D). The record is from RefSeq and is a predicted model, not a curated record. The transcript is spliced from 19 exons. The coding region runs from base 372 to 2999 and encodes 875 amino acids. Gene Ontology annotation, biological process: protein localization to plasma membrane. NCBI's taxonomy places the organism in Eukaryota, Metazoa, Arthropoda, Insecta, Hemiptera, Pseudococcidae.
AAAAAAAAUAGUGAAGAAAAAAUAAUUGAAAUUUUGAACAAAUUAUUUAGUAAACAAAUUCAAGUCAAUGGCGAAAUUGGACGAAAUGAUAAGAGAUGACACUACAAUAUGCGGUGAAAUUCUUCAUUAUAGCUUCUUAAAGUGAAUUAUUUUAGCAUCUAUUCAGCAAAAUGUAAACAAUUUUCGUAGUAAUUGAAGCUUCGCGUUAAAAAUAAAUUGUUUUUCAUGCUGAAAAUGUAUACUAAUCUGCAUUUAUUUUUCAACCAAUUUCCCUGCUUUAAUAUUUUGGGAUCCUUUUCGUGUUGUUCGUUGCUGUGAUUAGUUUUCCUUGUACGCUUGAUCUAUCAAAUGCUGUGAUUUUUGCAUCGAAAAUGGCAGAUAAAAAAGCUGUUCCACUGGUUGGAGUGAAACCAGUUCCUAUGAAAUUGUUCGCCACUUGGGAAGUGGAUCGAACUCCUCCAAAUUGUAUACCAAGGUUGUGUUCCUUAACUCUUACAAGACUGGUCCUUCUGAAGUCAUUAGGGGCUGAUUUGAAUUCAAUUGUAAUUGCAGUUAAAAUGCAAGGUUCAAAACGAACGUUACGUUCAAACGAAAUGACUUUACCACUUAAUGGACUUCUAGACACCGAAUUACAACUCAGCUUUUCAUUACAAUAUCCUCAUUUUUUGAAAAGAGACGGUAAUCGACUCCACGUUAUGUUGCAACGACGCAAACGAUAUAAAAAUAGAGCCAUACUCGGGUAUAAAAUUUUAGCCGAAGGAGUUAUCAACAUGUCGCAGGUAUUACAACAUCAUAUGGAAAUGGAACUGGAUUUAGUAAGCGAUUGCAAAGAAGCUAAAGGUCAUAAUGUAGUAGUAGCCAAAAUAUCUGUCUGCUCUUUGAGCAGCCAACCUGUAGAUCACGAAGAGAACAAUAAAUCUGCUGUAGGUCGAGGUGUACCUGAUUAUUCGGACGAAGACGAAGAUUUCAGCAGCGGAAACGACGAAGUCGAAGUUGAAGGAUCCGAUUCAGAGCCCGUAAUUGACGAACGAAGACGUGGAAGGAAAAACAAAAUGAAUGGGAACGUAAGGCAAAGAAAUUUAAAGCAGAAGUUCAUAUCGUUGCUUAAACGUUUUCGAGUGAAUGAAGAUUUACAGUCUUUAGAUAAUGACCAAGAGACCAUAAGUCGUAAGCUUUCUGCUGUUGGCGGAGAUAUGGAUGCGGUUGAUAUCGAAGAUUUAUUCGAAGAACUCGAAGAUUUGAGUGAUUCUGGUCCUGAGAUCGAUACUAUGAGUAUAUCAUCUACUCCGAAACCGUCUCUUAGACCUUUUUUCUCAAGCAGUCGAUCAUUACUCCACGAUGGUUUGAAUACUCCUGGCCGCCUGCUACAUAAGAAAAAUUGUCACAAUUUGACCAAGGCUACAAUGAAUAACAAAAGUGCAGAACGUACAUUGGAAAGAGUCAGCGAUGAGAGUUCUAAACGAGCUGAUUCUGAUUCUCAUCAAGAAACAUGGACGGAUAGUGACCCACCUCCACCUAAUACAUCUCCUUCAAAAAAUCACGUUGAAGAAAAGAAAGAAGAAAAAGAACGCAAUAAAAGCAGACUUUUUAAUCGUGAUCGUAAUAAUUCGUCGGCUGGAAAAGUGAAAAAGCUUUAUAACUCUUCGUCUGAAGUGAGCACAAUGAGAAGUACUGAUUUACUAAGCCCGAAUCGAUCGCAAGAUAUUGUCGACGUACGUAGAUCUUUUACAGAUCAAAUAAGUAAGAUUUUCCCCUCAGAUGAUGGACUUCCAGAUGUGCUGUAUUUGAUUAAUACAGCUGAACAGUUUGGUAAUCAACUUUUUAACGUUUUAUACGACAGACAAUACAAAGUAAUGGCCCUUUGUGGAUCUUCCGAUAUUCGUACGGGAGUGGCGUUUCUAGUCAAUAAGAUGCAAAAAUAUUGUAAUUCUUGUCCCAAACCUCCGCCUCAAAUCAAGUUACUUUUAGCUGGUACAGACAGCUAUGUUCAUACUGUUUUAAGACAUUGGAUUGAACAACUUUCAUCAAAACCACCUGACUGGAUAUCGUUUAUUCGGUUUUUUGUGAUUCCUCUAGGUUCUGGAUAUUUGUGUAAGUAUUUAGGAAGUUUAGAUAAUGUUUAUAAUACUUUGUUCGUCACUGAUACUUGGAAAGAGAAGUUUGAAAAUAUGGAUUUCGAUGAGAUCAUAAUACGUAUUCAACGGUAUCUACAACAAGCCAAUUCUUUCGUACAGUUACCUAUUGCCGAAGCAAUGCUCACUUAUAAAGAUAAAAGUUCUACGGAAGAGUCAUCGCAGAUUUUCAUUCCUUUUAUUGUUGAUGUUCGGUUAGGAAACGUAGAUAAUCAAUUAACCAAUAGCAGUAUAGACACUGUAUUAGAUGAAAGUCAAACUAUAUCGCCAGGAGUUACGAUCCCUUGUACUAUUUUAAAUACAUCGUCACCUCCGAGUACUGCUGCGGACAAAAGACUUGAAAAGCCUGGAACCCCGCCCAGUUCUCCUAAUAUUAAUUACCACAUUACUAGUCAAUAUAGGGAUUUAUGCGAACCGUUGGAACUGCAGCUAGAUUAUUGGUUAAUUUCUUCGAAAGUUGGUGAAAUAAAAAAUGACGCUGGUAGCAGCGGUAAGAAAAGUGAUUCUGGAAAACUGACGUUGAAAAGUGCGUUCCGUUCUUUACAAGUAUCGAAGCUUUCUUUUAGUGAAUCCCCCGUCGCUCAGUUUAGCAUAAAUUAUUCGACGAAAGAGAAAAAACAAAAAAUAAUGCGUUUGGGAAAGAAGAAAGAAAAGGAAAAGGAGAAUGAACCGAAAAGUCAGGUUGUUGACGGAAUUUCAAGAUUAAUAUGUUCACCUAGAACUCAAAACAUUCCUUUAAAUGUUCAUAUUGAUGGAAAUGAGUGGACAGGCGUUAAAUUUUUUCAAUUAUCAUCACAAUGGCAAACUCAUAUCAGAAAUUUCACUAUUAGUCUAUUCAGCGGGCCGCCUGAACAAACCACAAAUUAACGAAUGAUGGCACCGUAAAUGGUGAAGUUUUUUUUAAAAAAAAUACAAGUAGAUUAUAAAAUGAAUUGAACUACGACUAUUAUUACGUAUAAUAUAUUUUCGAAUGCAGAAUUUUGAAUUUGAAUAAGGUUGUGACAUAUCAGCGCAUAAACUUACGAUGACGCUUUUCUGUUUACAUUAGUCUCUAUGUACCAAAGAAUUAGGUUUUUUAAAAUUUAUUUAUCUAUUUUUGGUAAUUAUUUAGUGUGUGUAUUUGUGCGUGUGUUUAUUUUUCUAAAUGUAAUCCUUUCAAUACUGCUUUUUGAAUGACUUUGACUUUCAAUGUUUGUGGAUUAUUGUCUUGUGACGAUCGAAUUUUAUUUUAUUUAUUAGUUUUUAUUAUUGUACGAGUAGAGAUGACGUAGAUUAUUACUUAUAUACUUCUUAUGUACUGUCGCAAUUGAAAAGUUUAUCUAUUUAUCUAUCCACAUUGAUGGAUAAUCUAUGCUUUAUUUAUGUGUAUCAAUACGUGUAGAUAUACUUUCGUACCAGUUACUUGAAAAUUUUAUAAUGAAGCUUUUGUACGUAUGCCAUAAUAUACCUACUUAUACGCAAUUUUUUUUAAAGCUCAAUAUACGGACAAAUUUUAACCUUGGCCAUCGGUAAUUUUUUUUCUUGCGUUAAAUUUUACUCCAUUAAUGAUAGAAACGUUGAUACUUAUUCCUGUUCUAUGAUAAUACCAUUUUUUUGUUUUUGUUUUUUCUUUUCUUUUCUUUUCUUUUCUUGUACCUUCUUGGCAUUGUCUAUUGAAAUUUAUAAGCAAUGCUAGAGUUGUUUAAUAAUCUAAAGUAAGAUUUUGAAUUGAUGUUUUUUGUGAAAAUUUAUAUUUCUAAGUAUUUAUGGUUGUUUAUGCUUGAACACUUUCACUUUUUAAAAUCAGAUUUAUAUCUCGUGCUUUUAAUCCAUAAAGUUCCUUAUUUUAUAAUUUUAUAAUUUUUGCUUUUUUUCUUGUUUUCAUAUUAUUCUUAUUUUUAUUCAAAUUACGCAGUCUGUGGUGUUGAAAAUUCUCAUUAUUUGUAUGACAACAUUUUUUUAAAUGAGAAUUUCGUGACAAAAUUGCUAAGAUACUAGUUUUAUUACUUUCGUUUGCUUAUUUUCAGUUGAUAAUGUUCUGAAUAUUCAAACAUUAACAAACCAUGAAAACGAUUUAAAAAGAACUUUUCCCCGCUCUGGUUGCAUUGCCCUUACGUCAGUGUUCUAAAAGGAUGCUUUAAAAGUAUUCAAUACUCAUUUUAAAAUGCAUAAUUCAAGUGAUGGCAUGACAAGUUCUUAUUUCUUUUUUAAAUAUAAAACGUUUCGAUUUUUUUUGUUCAAUGAAAAAAUUUUUGUUUCAUUUUUAGAAUAAUGACGUUAUUUUUUAUUGCAAAUGAUGAAUUAGUUCGUAAAAAAUAACGUUCUUCAUCGAACAUGAAACUACGCUGGAAACCAAAGUCUUCUUGUAAAAUAUUUUCUUUUGUAAAGCCAACAAAAUGUACCUCAAUUAUAAAAUUUGAAAAAAUCACAAUCACAUAAUGAUGAGGAAAUAGUGUACCUAGUACAUAUGAUUUUUCAUGUCAGUAAUAAUUUGAAAAAGUAUACAUAUAUCUCUUGUAAAAUAUCGGAUUUAGAUGAAUUUUUUUGUCCAAUUUUAAUAUUUAGUUGCCUAAAUGUCCGCAUAACAUUUUUGUUCUCAGUAUGCCAUCGCUUCUCAAAAUUUAAUAGGUACCUUAUGUAUGUACUUAUUUUCGUUUUUAGAACGAAAUUCUCGAGAAUAUAUUAGACAGCUGUUUACCAAUUUUUUGUAUGUGUAUUAUUUAUGAAUUUUAUAACUUAUAAAUGUACAUUAGCGUGUACUUAUUACGCUCCUACAGUACAGGCAGAGUAAGCACGUUACCGCUUCAGAUAGGUAACUGUAAGUAGACAUGAUCUACCGUUGAGUUAUUUAUGCGUAUGCUUUAUUAUGCAAUUUUUUACGCGCUACCAAAAAUGUCUUUGUUGAAUUAUGUGUACCUACCUAUACAUAAGUCUAUGCGAGGAUAAAAAUGUAUAAAAGAAAGCGUUGUACGAAAGGAGCUCUAAUAAAUUUCUUAUUCGAAUAA